CUCGAGAGAAAUGAAUCCGUGUGGCUUGUGGCACUAGGUAAAAAGAGAGCGACAAGUUUUUACUGAAAAGCUGCCUCAAAACCAUUCAAAACCUGCUACACGAGAUGAUGAAAUGGAGGCGCAUCUCCAAUGGAACGGCAACAUGGCGAGCUACGUGGGUUUUCUGUUUGUUUGGCUUGCAACUUUGGCUUCAGUUGGCGUCUUUACAGCGAAGGCACAUAGCAAUGAGACAGGGCAAAGUACCCCUGUCGCCUCUUUAUGGUCCUCUCCAAGCCUCGUCUACCUGUCAACUGCCGCCCAGGUUUCUACAUCUGUGUUGCCUUCCAUAAGCACUUCAGCAUCUCACACAGCAUCUAGUUCCUCAGUGGUACCAUCAGCAUCAGUUACACACACACCCCUACCAACUGUGACGCCUACAACACCCACUGUUACUCCAACUGCCGCCCAGGUUUCUACAUCUGUGUUGCCUUCCAUAAGCACUUCAGCAUCUCACACAGCAUCUAGUUCCUCAGUGGUACCAUCAGCAUCAGUUACACACACACCCCUACCAACUGUGACGCCUACAACACCCACUGUUACUCCAACUGCACCAAAUGUGACAACCAUCCCAACAACAGCAUCAACAGAGUCGCCAGCUAAUGGUACAACUUCAAUGCCUACAACUAUUGCUCCAUCACCAACGAAAAAAGGUGAUCACUCCUCUCACAUCUCUCAGCAUGAGCUGGAUGCUCAAAUACGCUACAAGUGGGUCGCUGUCACCUUCUGUCUUCUCUUUGCUGUGGGAUUUGUUGUGAUGACAAUCAUGUUCAUGCGACAGCGGAAAAUGUACCAUGAGAUGGAAGGAGAUGUCUCAUUGGCACGUCUUAUUUAGUUAAGCCACCUUUCAGUACCAGCCAUUUUACCAUGAGAUAAAAAAAGAGCUCUGUCUUGAUUAUCUUGACAAUAUUUGUUGCUCAAAUUGCAGAUGCAUGCUCUUCUAAUGAAACUUAAGAAUAUGGCCAUUACUCCAUCUCUGCCAUUACUGUAUCAGCGGGAGUUUUUUAUGGUUACAUGAGCUGUACAUAGCCAAAGGCUUUGAUCUCCAAUUUAGAGACUGGUAAAUUUGUGUUUCUUUUUUUUACUUUUUUAUUUUUCUAAAUUUCCCUUUCAACAUAAUAGGAAACUUAAGUUCUCACCUUAGUCAACUCUAUUUUUAUUUUAAUUUGGUGUAAAUUUUGACACAGAAAUGAUAAAUAUUGCAAAAUUUAACGUCUGGGUAACUGAAAAGAUAAAUUUUCAGUAGCAUGCAGUUUGUUUAUUUUCCCCUCGUGGUAAUUAUUUUUAUGUACAUUGUUAAAAUUGUGUUGUGUUAGAUAAUUUGAACUGGUUGGGUCCUACUUUUUCAAUCAAAUAACAAUAUGAAUUAAGGAUUGUUUCUCACACUGUUGGAAAGUUUAGGUUUGAUGGUUUUAAAAUUGUAAGCAUUGUGUAUUCUUUCAUUCACAAAGUAUAAAAUGAAAGUAAGUUUAGGCCACUAAGUACAUGUAAAGCUUUAUAUUUACCUAUCUCAAGAGAUAUCACAGUCUCAUUGUUGAGUUUCGUUAUUCACUUAUAAGUAGCAUUUUUCGAUAUUGUAAUGCUAUAUUCAAAGAAACGUUUUUUCGUAACUGCUGUUGAACAAAACAGGAAAUAGUUAACCUAAUACCAUGUUAUGCUUAUUAUUAUUAAAACGGGUUUUAAACCAAAUAAAAAUACCACAAUUCACAAAAUACACGUCGAUGCGAAUUUUUAGUAUUUAUUAUAACUCAUCGGAGCUAGAGAUAUGCACAGGGUCCCCUCUGAUGCCAAGACGCGAGUCUUUUCUUAUUCGAGGAAAGACAGAGUUUCCAAAUCUUGAACGUUUUUGCAUAAUAUCCUGCGAAAUCACCUCUGCAAAUCCUGGCAGGCAACAUUCUUGCAUGGGAAGUUUUUCCUUGAAAUAAAUGCUUCACAACUACCAUUGGCAACAAAAAAGUUGUAGUGAAAAAGAAGAGAAAAGUCGCGACGUACUCCAUUAUUGUAUAAUUAUUAUUUGCAUCUAUCUAAGUGAAGUUCUUCUUUUAUCAGGCUACUUAAUUUUUGUCAUAUGCACGUGAUUUAUUUAUCUCUCUCUUUUUACGAAAGUAACGCAAUGUCUUAAUUUUCGCUCCGAGCUAAAAGAGUUUCAAAUUGCGUCAUUUCUCUUUUCUUAACCGUGUGCCAUUCUGCCGAACUGUGCUGUCAUGGUUCGUAAAAGAGCGCGAAAAAAGAAUCUACCCCCGUCAUUGCUUCUCCUGAAAGUUUGAAAAGGAGAUGUGAUUACAAAUAAAAACUGUGGAAACAGCAUCAGGAUUAUUAAAAACAAAACAAGGAAUGAGGAAUGGAACGAGUCAAAAUGGGAAAGCCAAGAAGUUUUCAAGAGCAGUACUCAAGAAAUGCGUAAAAUAUUGUCCAUCCUUUUGUGUUGCACCGUCGUCGCCACCCGCAUUCCACCGGUAACUGGCUUUUGGUUUUUCUCCUGUCCCCAUGGCAACAGAAAUGGACGAGCCGGUGACGUGUGCUCGGUCUUCUGCCAGUGCCGCCCGCCCAAUACUUGUCUAGCUGGUCUGCAGCGCUGUGUCGCGCCUGCAAAGCAUGCUGAGCCCUGCCAUGCAACCAAGCCUUGUGGCCCUGGUCUUAGCUGUCAUCCUGGAGUUCAGAGAUGUUAUCACGUGCCCAGGCGCCUGCACGAGCCCUGUGUAGCUGGUUUUGGAUGUGGCAGCGGACUAACGUGUGAGCCUGGAAUUCAGGUAUGUUACCAUCAGCUUCGCCAAUAUAACGAGCCCUGCGCAGCAGGAUUCCCGUGCGCCGGCGGGCUGAGCUGUCAGCCUGGGAUUCAGCGGUGUCUUUAUCACCCGCGCCGUGAGAAUGAGCGUUGCUCGUUGGGCUUUGAGUGCGCUGACGGCCUGGAAUGCACACUGUGCGCGAAGCCCUACCUCACGUGUCAGAUGUCACGUGUUCCUUUAAACGACGAACAGUUCUAUCGGCGUCCAUUCAACAUGGUGGCCUUUCUAGUGACUCAUAACGCCUACUCAAGCGGUCCACGCUAUGCAGUGUGGGCCCGCAAUCAGCGGUACAGCGUCCGACAACAGCUGCUGGACGGCGUGCGUGGGCUCAUGCUAGAUAUAUAUCCAGGAUGGGGCGAGGCAGAAGUCACGCUCUGCCAUGAGACCUGCUUCUGGGGCGGGGCGACAGAUCUUCUUGACACAUUGAUUGUCGUCAGAAAAUUCCUCGAAAACAACCCUCGUGAGGUAAUCACAAUUAUAUUCGAGGAUUACCUGAGGAAUCCAACGAUUUUGAAGCACGUGUUUGAUAAGGCGGGCGUGUCGCGACACGUGCUUGAUAGCUCCGAGUGGGGGAAUGUGUACAAAAACUGGCCAACGCUCCACGAGAUGCGGAGACUGGGGCGACUUGUGGUGUUUAAUAAUAAUGGACUAAAGGGAUUCCCUUACACUGAGGAUAAUAUGUGGUUUUACGUGCGAGAAAACCGCUACGGUCAACCGGGACUAGACACCAAGACAUGUGUCGAUCGCGGAGAGUCCAGACUUAACGCCGACUUCAGUGACAACUGGAGUCUAGUUCUUGUCAACUGGUUCGGUACAGCGACCAAUCCACUUAACCCUUGCCUGAAUUCGUUUCUCAAAAUGAAGCGCAAGUUAGCAACUUGUGCCCGCGAGUUUGGUCAGCGUGCCAAUUUUGUAGCAGUAGAUUACUACGAGUCCGGUGAACAUGGCGGUGCUUUCAAGGCAGUACAGUGGCUUAACGAUCAAUGGAAAGAUCUGUACAACCGCCAACUGAAUCAGGUUUCAGGAGUCAAAGGACCAGAAACGAGGCUGAAUUCAUUGCGCUACUCAGACAAGCUUGGCUCUGUCUUCAAAAGCAACUACUCAAAGGGCGUUACCCUGGAGGAAGUGUACAAUGACAACGGCUUUAGGAAUAGCUUGGGAUUCCUAAUUCCAAGUAAUAUCACAAAGUUGAUAAGCAGCCCAAAGGAGGAAGACUACCGCAAUGUAAAGGGUACCAAUAAUACACUGGGUUUCGUAGAAUCGUACCGUGAUCAGAUUGGAGAUAGAGAUAAUAUUAGCGAAGUACCGAAAGCGUCUACUAGCUUUCCAGACUCAAGUACGAAUGAUUAUGUUAUUGGCAGUGGCGGAAAGGAGCACAAAUUAAAUCGUAUAAGUUUGAUGGCGGCACUCAAUGAAAUGAUUGGUACAAACCAAGUUGAAGACACUGUUGAAGAGAUGGGUAGAAAUGUUUCUUCAAGUGAACACACUAUGAAACUUUUAAGAAAUAAUUCCCAGCCGCACUUUGGCACUGUCGUCGCUAGACCUGCUGAAGCUACAAAGAAAAGGAACGUAUCUGUGAACCAUAUACUUUCACAAAACGGUCAAGGAUAUUCCAAUAAGACACAGUAUCUUACGGAAAUAAUAGACCAAAUUUAAAUGUUAGGUUUUGAUGUUAUUUUCUACUGAUCACAAAAUGACAGUGAGGAGCUGACAAGACAUAUUUACGGCUAGUGAAAUCUUAUCCACCUUGUGUUAUUACGUCAGCGAAGGGAAUUUACUCAAAGCCAUUUGAUGUUAUGGUCAUGGCUAGCCUCAAUGUGGGAACUUAUGAACUAUUUAUCAGCGAUAACUUAAAUGGUAUUAAAAUAUGAAGUGGAUAUUAAUAAAAAAAAACCUUUUUAAAAA
Molecule: messenger RNA, 4727 nt
Organism: Nematostella vectensis (starlet sea anemone)
Lineage: Eukaryota; Metazoa; Cnidaria; Anthozoa; Actiniaria; Edwardsiidae
Exons: 11
Coding region: 2433-4478 (681 amino acids)
Biological process (GO): lipid metabolic process
Molecular function (GO): phosphoric diester hydrolase activity
Source: RefSeq, a predicted model, not a curated record